UACUUCCCUUAUCCAAUCCUUCAUGUCCACCGUCCUCCGCCCUCUCUCCUCCCCACUCCGCCACCACCACGGCGGCCGCCGGCCUCACCCCCCGGCGGCCGCCGGCAUCAUCGCCACCACCUCUUACCUUCAUCAUCCUUUUUCCUUCCCCUAAAACCCCUUUCACUGUCUCCCUCAAUAUCCCUUUACACCCCCUAUUCUUCAUCUUCCACUUCACCCCAACAACUUCUGCUGGAUUCCCAAGAAACCCAAGUUGAUUUCGACAAUUGGGACCCCAUUUCUGCUUCUGGGGUUGCUGAAAGUUUCAAUUUUGACGAUUCUUUUGAUUCUGUGGAGUUGAAGAAGUUUGAAACCCCAGCUGUUGAGGUGAGGGAAUUAGAGGAUAUUCCUGAUCAAUGGCGUAGGGCAAGAUUAGCUUGGCUUUGUAAAGAGCUUCCUGCUCAUAAGACGCCUACUAUGGUUAGGAUUUUGAAUGCACAAAGGAAGUGGAUUAGGCAAGAAGAUGGGACUUUUGUUGCUGUUCAUUGUAUGCGAAUUCGCGAAAAUGAAGCUGCUUUUAGGGUUUACAAAUGGAUGAUGCAGCAACAUUGGUUUCGAUUUGAUUUCGCUCUAGCUACAAAGCUAGCAGAUUAUUUGGGGAAGGAACGAAAGCACUUGAAGUGCCGGGAGAUUUUUGAUGACAUAAUUAAUCAGGGACGAGUGCCAUGUGAAUCUACAUUCCAUAUUCUCAUUAUUGCCUAUCUUAGUUCAUCUGGACCAUCAGUGUUAGAUGAAGCCUGUAACAUCUACAAUCGCAUGGUGCACUUGGGAGGUUAUAAGCCUCGGCUUAACUUACACAAAUCUCUGUUUAAAGCUCUUUUGGGGAAGGCAUCGAGCGAGAGUAAACACUUUCUGAAACAGGCUGAAUUUAUAUAUCAGAACUUGACUUCCUCUGGAUUGGAAAUACACAGAGAUAUUUUCGGCGGUCUUAUAUGGCUUCACAGUUAUCAAGAUGUGGUUGAUAUGGAAAGAAUUGCUGCACUAAGAGCAGAAAUGCGGUCAAGAGGAAUUAAAGAGAGCAAAGAGGUACUUGUGUCAGUUUUAAGAGCUUGCUCGAAGGAUGGGAAUGUGGAGGAAGCCGAAAGAACUUGGUCAAAACUUCUCUCCAUCGAUGGCAGUCCUCCUUCUCAAGCUUUUGUCUAUCGUAUGGAAGUGUAUGCAAAGAUUGGAGAACCUACAAAAUCUUUGAAAGUAUUUCGGAGGAUGCAGGAACAAUUGGGUUCCACCUCCGUUGCAGCAUACCAUAAAAUAAUAAAGGUGUUGUCUAAACAUCAAAAACUAGACCUUGCAGAUUCUAUCAUGUCCGAGUUCAUAAACAGUGGUAUGAAACAGCUGGUCCCAUCAUUCAUCGAUUUGAUGAGGAUGUACUCCGUUGCAGGUUUACAUGAGAAACUGGAAUCUACCUUUCUCCGGUACCGUGAAGUCUGCCAUCCGAAUCUGACAGUUUUUAACAUUUAUUUGGAUUCGUUGGUGAAUACUGGCAAUCUGAGCCUGGCUGAAGAAAUCUUCCAUGAAAUGCGUGGUAAUGUGGCAAUUGGUGUUGAUUCUCGUUCUUGCAACAGUAUUUUGAGAGGCUAUAUGACCUCUGGAGAGUAUGUGAAGGCAGUAAAGAUAUACAAUUUGAUUCGCCAAAAGAAAUACGACGUUGAGAUUGAAUCUUCGUUGAUGGAAAGACUUGAUUAUGUUCUUAGCUUGCGGGAGAAAGUAGUUGAAGAACCUGUAAGGCUGAAGCUCACACCAGAAAAACGAGAGGUUUUGACGGGGUUGCUUCUUGGGGGUGUGCAAAUUAGAUCAGAUGGAGAGAGAAGAUUGCAUGCAAUCCAUUAUGAAUUUAACGAAGAGUCGAGGAUCCAUUCCAUUUUUAAGAAACACAUACAUGAUGAAUUUCACGAGUGGUUAGGCUCUCAUGAUAUGAUGGUGGAUAGCACUGCUGACAUUCCUAAUUCUUUUACCACCAUUUCACAUUCUUAUUUUACUUUCUAUGCUGAUCAGUUCUGGCCCAAUGGACGUCCUUGUAUACCAAAACUCAUACAUAGAUGGUUGUCACCUCGCGUUCUUGCUUAUUGGUAUAUGUAUGGUGGUUACCGGACAUCAUCUGGUGAUAUUCUAUUGAGAGUAAAGGGAAGUUCAGAGGGUGUUGUGAGUAUUCUUAAAGCACUGAAAGCCAAAUCAUUAAACUGCCGAGUAAAAAAGAGGGGGAGGGUCUUUUGGAUAGGAUUUCUGGGGGACAAUGCUACAUUCUUCUGGAAGGUGGUAGAGCCCUUCAUUCUUGAUGAAUUAAAGGAACUCCUUAAAGCAGGUGGCGACUCAAAUGGAUCCCUGGAAACCCAAUGUAUCAAUUUUGACAGUGGCUCGGAGACUGACGAGAAGAAUUCAGAGCGUCAUAGAGCCUUGUCUGAUUGAUGUAUUGGUCUGUAUGCCUUCUAUUGCAAGGUGUAAUAGGUUAUUUGAGAUUAAAAACGUUGCUGCAAAAGUUUGUGGCUUAUAAGGUGCCUGACCACCUUCUUCUGACAGGUAUCAUUACCUCAACACUAUCUUUUGUGACGUGUCUAAUCGUAGGUUUAAAACCAUAUAUGUAAACUAGCUCUAGAAUAACCUUGUACAUAUUCCUCUGGUAUAUAGCACAUUCUUUGACAGUUUGCAUAAGUUGAAAGCAUAGGGUAUAACACGUCUCGGUACACAACUCUAAUCACCUUUGACAUAUCAGGAAAAAAGAAACUCUAAUCACCUUUGAUUUCAUAAGUAGCAGCAAUUGUCAUGAUAAAACUGAUGUCAGAGCAGAAAGCUACAAUUCUUCGUUCCUUUUGAUUUUCAUGUGUAGAUAGUGCUUCCUCUGUUUCAUGUUGAUCCUACAUGAAGAUAGUACUCUUUUUCCAACCUUUUAUCCUCAGUUUCUGGUUCGAACAACAGUAAUGAUCAGUUAAUUUGUAGACGGCAGGACCGUGGUUCAUUCACAGUCAACUCUGUUACAAGAUGCUACUCACAGCCCACAGGUACUAAUCAUCUUACUUUUGGUCUAUGGAAGAGUAUAUGAAAAAGUAAGUCAUGCGUUUUGUGUGGUCGACUCAAAACAAUCUACAAAGAUGACGGAUACAGCUAGUCUGCUACAUGUGCUGAAUAGAGGCGGAAUCAGUUUACCAUAUUUUCUUACAUUGCUCUAUAUCAUCUACACAGAUUUGGCAGAUGUUCCUUUAUUUGUAGUGGGCUAUGCCAAGAACAGCUGCUGAUUUUCUUUCAUCCUCAAUCGGUAUGACAUCACUUUCGUAGUGCUGGUCUUUUUGACAUCAAUAAUACUUGCAUAUUGAUUUUCCUCCUUGCAUUUGUGUUCAAAAUCACAAGUUUGAGAUGAAUACAGGUGCUAAAGCACAUUUUCUUAGAGCUGAGACCAACAGUUUUUUUCUGUUUUAACUGUAAAAGAAUGUAUACUUCUGACGAGAGGGAGUUGCUCGGAUGGUAAGCACCCCUCACUUCCAACCCAAAGGUUGCGAGUUCAAGUCACCAAGGGAGCAAAAUGGGUGGGAGCUCCUAGGGAGGGUAAAAUAAAAAUAAAAAUGUGUCCUUCUUGCUCGUGGCUGUCUUCGAUUUAAUUCAAGAAGUUAGCUGAGAUAUCAGUUGAGGUCCAUCAUAGUCGCUAUUUUUCAAAGACAUGGCCGAGAAGUGAUCAGUUGACGCUAGUUCUACUUACUGAAUUGGGUUGAUGAUCUUUCUUGUUUGGACAACGAAUUCAAAUAUUGGGAAAGUUAGACGUCUGAUUAAGAGAGAAACAACUUUAUCCAUUGCACUGUAUUAUUGUUGGAACCUUUGCAUAGAAGCAAGCAAGUAAGAUGAGGUCGCUCUGCUCUAUAGAUAAAACGUGUUUCGUACUAUACUUAUGAGCUCGUCUAGUGUUCACUACUUGCUAACAACUUACAAUUGUUGAUUCCAAGUUCGAUUAAAGGAAGGGUAUUGCAGAGAUUGACAAUCAGCGUAAAAUUAAUCAAUUUCGAUAAAAAGAUCUUUGUUGCGUCUUUAUCCUUCUUCAAGUUUAUUGUAGAACUUGUGGUCCUAUGUACACUUUCAAUUUGGAUCAUUUGCACUUUUGCUUCUA
Solanum tuberosum (potato) is the source of this 4126-nucleotide messenger RNA. Its product is annotated as pentatricopeptide repeat-containing protein At2g15820, chloroplastic. The annotation marks the transcript as partial. The record is from RefSeq and is a predicted model, not a curated record. The transcript is spliced from 2 exons. Gene Ontology annotation, biological process: mRNA cis splicing, via spliceosome; Group II intron splicing; photosystem I assembly. NCBI's taxonomy places the organism in Eukaryota, Viridiplantae, Streptophyta, Magnoliopsida, Solanales, Solanaceae. Gene Ontology annotation, molecular function: endonuclease activity; protein binding.